Aphidius gifuensis is the source of this 2612-nucleotide messenger RNA. RefSeq lists its product as uncharacterized. The record is from RefSeq and is a predicted model, not a curated record. The transcript has 6 exons. Gene Ontology annotation, cellular component: nucleus; transcription preinitiation complex. The coding region runs from base 324 to 2495 and encodes 723 amino acids. Gene Ontology annotation, molecular function: RNA polymerase II general transcription initiation factor activity; TBP-class protein binding. Gene Ontology annotation, biological process: transcription initiation at RNA polymerase II promoter; transcription preinitiation complex assembly. NCBI's taxonomy places the organism in Eukaryota, Metazoa, Arthropoda, Insecta, Hymenoptera, Braconidae.
UACUAAUUUUAGCUAUUACCUUAGACAAGUAAUUAAUUGUCAGUGGUUCCAAGUUUUUGUUACAAAAAAAUUGAGUGAUCUCAGUUGUUCCAUAUGAGAAAAUUUGUUUAAUAAAUACACUCAACUACUUAUUGUUAUUUAUAUUGUUACGAAAAAAAAAAAAAUCAGGUAAUACUACAUGGGAAAUAUUCGGGGGAUCAAGAAGGUUAGGUAUUUUCACAAAUUAAUUGACCCCAUUCACCCGCCGAGUACCCUUGAGUAAGCAAGAAAAAAAAAUACUGUUAUUCAUUAAAUUUAAGUUAUAAAAAAUUUAAAUAAACAAUAUGCCGCCGACACACAGUCUUUAUAUCAAAUAUUGGGACAAUAUUGUGAAAUAUUUGGCCGAACAUCCCGAAAUGAAGGCUAAAUCCUUCACUAACAAGCAGAUCCAAGCAAUGAUGCCAUUUAUUGGCUUGUCAUUCACUAAAAGUAACUUGACAAAAAAGGGGGUUGCCAGUAAAAUUAGCGAUCUGAGGAUUUGGAUUAAAAGCAACUUCAAUGAUUUAUCAAUGCAGGCCGACGUUUGCCGUCAAGCUCAGAUUCGAGAACAUCCAGGUGAAAAUGAGGCGGAUGGAGAUAAUAAUGAUGCUUGUGGUGAUGAUGAUGAUAAGAUUAACCAUGAUAAAGAUGCUUGUGCUGAUGGUGGUGGUGAUGAUAAUGAUUUUCACGAGGUGGCAAAGCCAUAUACUACAGAAAUGGUUAAUGAAAUUACAAUAUUAAACGAGCCAAAAAUAUACUCACAAGAUGAUAAAAAAAUUAAAAAAUCGAGUUAUCUAUGGAAUAUUGGUGAUUUAACACUGAAAAAAUCUGGUCGUCAAAAGUGUGGACAAAUUGGUAAAUCAGUUGAAUUUACAUCUAAAAAUAAUAAUGAUAAAAAUUGGCGUAUUGAUUUUUAUCCAUGGAGUCAUACAUCAGUAUCAAAACGUUUUUCAAAAUUUCAAUUAAUUAUUAAGAAUACUGAUUCAGCUGAUCAUUUAAAAUUUUUGACACAUAUGUCAAUAAUCAAUUCAACUGGUGAGAUAUGUGUAUGUAUCAACACAACUAACGACUCAGAAUUAUAUCCAGUUCCAACAAAUGGUAAUCUUCAUUUUAACCAUUAUAUUAAGCUCGAUGAUAUCAUGGAUACAAUGGAAAAAUUAACGUCAAAUGAUUGUUUGAAAAUAUUAAUUGACAUUGAACAAUUAAUUAGCAAUGAGUCAGCAAAUUCACAAAAAAAAAAUCCUGAGAGCCAACAUGAAACAAGUGAUUUUUUUUUAAAUGAAAGAUUUAGUGAUGUUGUUGUUGAUUUUAAUGGUACUGAAAUUAAAGCUCAUCGUAUUAUUCUUGCAAUGAAAAGUCCAGUAUUAUCAAAUAUGCUUGAUUAUGAUAUAAAUAAAAAGUCAAAAGAACAUAGAAUUUUAAUAAAAGAUGUUGAUCUUGAUGUUGGUAAAAAAAUGUUGGAAUAUAUUUAUACAGAAAUGACACCAAAAAAAAUAGAUAACUUGGUUGAUAAGCUAUUAAUUGCAGCACAUAAAUAUCAAAUUAAUAAAUUAAAAACAAUUUGUAUGGAACGCAUGGUCAAAAAAAUUAAUCAAAGUAAUGCUAUUAAAUUAUUAGUAUUAUCACAUAAUAAUGAUGCUCAAUUAUUAAAAGAUAUCCAGGCAAUAAUGUCAUAUCUUGGCUUGUCAUUGACACCCGAAGGGUCAAAACUGGAGAUGGACGAUCAAAUUCGCGGCCUGUUGGGUUGGAUUGAAUACAACUCCAAUUAUUCAUCAAUGGACGAUGACAUUUAUCAACGUCGAGCUCAGAUGAACAAUUUUAAUAAAGAUGAACAAUUAACAAGAGCUCCGACAAACCCAGCUUAUCGUGAAAUCGAAACAAUGGCAAAUCGUAUUAAUCUCCCACAAACCACUGUUAAUAAAGCAAAUGAUUUAUUCAAACGAGUAUUUAAUAAUGGUAAUAAUUUAAGAGGACAGUCAAUUUUGGCAAUUGCAUCUGCAUGCUUGUAUAUAGCAUGUCGCCAGGAAAAAUUACAACGUACAUAUAAAGAAAUUUGUGCUGUUAGUACAACAAGUAAAAAAAAAAUUGCUCUAUGUUUCAAAUUGAUAUUGAAAACACUUGCUAAUAUCAAUGAAACAAGGAUUGAAUUAAUGGAAAAUAGUGAUUAUAUGACAAGAUUUUGUAUAAGACUUGGACUGACAAAGAUUGUCCAACUAACAGCAAUAUAUAUUGCAAAAAAAGCUGUUAAUAUUGAUAUUGUUCCUGAUAGAUCAUCAGUAUCAAUUGAUGCUGCUGCAAUAUACAUGGCUUCUCAGGCAUUAGAAGACAAACGAACACAAACAGAAAUAGGUGAUAUUGUUGGUGUUGAUGAUGUAACAAUCAGAGAAACUUAUAAACUCAUGUUGCCACAUGCUGUUCAACUUUUUCCAAAUUAUAUUAAUUUUGUUACACCUAUUGAGCAACUUCCACCUAUGUAAUUUAAUUUACAAAAGCUUUUUAUAUAUAUAAUAAGAAUUAAAAUAAACUGAUUCAUCUCAUUGUUAAAAUAGUAUGACAUGUCAUUUAUAAGGAUACUCAAAUAAAGACUCAAAAAU